Rhopilema esculentum is the source of this 4473-nucleotide messenger RNA. RefSeq names its product ras-related protein Rab-3. NCBI's taxonomy places the organism in Eukaryota, Metazoa, Cnidaria, Scyphozoa, Rhizostomeae, Rhizostomatidae. The record is from RefSeq and is a predicted model, not a curated record. Gene Ontology annotation, molecular function: GTP binding; GTPase activity.
GUUUGGGGUUUUUCUAAUAGUAAGGGGAGGUCAGAUUCAUUGCCAUCACAAAAGUCAGAUCACUACAAGAAGACAGUGACCAAAAUGUGUGAGGAUCUUUCCACCUUGUAUGCAGCUGGCGAUCUGACGUUCAAAAGUAUGAAUUGACAAUUUAUAUAAACCGGACAUUUGUGAAAUAUUCAUGAGGAAAGAUUGUGUGACUUUAAAGACACUGAAUUUGUUUUUUCUUUUGAAAUGUAUUACUUUACUAGAAGGGACUUUUUUCGUAAACUGAAGAAUCACGGGAUUGCCGCAUGAAUUUCAAACUCCCUUUAACGACGUGUGACAAUUCCAAGGGCCCCUAUCAGUUUUGAAACGAUGCAAGAGGACUUUGACGAUGAUUUAUCACGUUGUAACUUGACAAUUACAAGCCAUCUAAAGCAAGGGUAAAAAGAACCCCCUCUCCUUGUAUCAAUGGGCCUGAUUUUAUGAAUUAGGUAAAAAAUGCGAAACCUAAUGGUGCACAGCUGUAUUUUAAAGGUUAAAGUGCAUAAGCUUGUUGAAUUUUUAUUUCAAACGUCGGUUAAGUGCUGUAUCCAUGGCCAUGCAAAAAGGAAUCGAGACGAUUUGUCAGAUGUUGAUUGACUUCUUGAAGACAAUAGUUUCCUACAUGUAUGGACGGUGUCAAACGAGGCAGGUACAAAAUAGUUCAUUUCUUUAAUUCUCAAUUAGAUAUCACCCAAUUUCGUUGUUGAUCAAUUAUAUUUGUUUGAAUUUCCUUGAAAGUACUAGCAAAAGUAACAUUUCUUUAUAGGCCGAGAAAGUAACAAGACAACAACUAUGAGGUCAACGAGAGGCAGAGGUUCUGCAAGCUGCCAACAAAAAAGAGUUCAAAACCAUCUGGGGUCCGACUGUUGCAUUGGCCAGCAUUUAUGAAAGUGCAGUGAUCCCCUUGAUUCUCCAACUGAUCUAAUUGGCAUUUUUACUCCGGUUGACAGCAACAAACCGAAGUGUAAUCCAACUGUAUUUUUUCAUAAAAACUGAUUAUAAAUAAUUUGUCACUCACUUUUCUUCUAUUUUCUGCUACCUCUCUCUUGCCCCGUUGAAUGUGCACGGGCUAUGGUCUUCUUGCUUUGUGUAAGGUAGACAUGUGUAGAAAGUGCCUUUAGGAGAGAGGAGUAGGGACAUUGUCUGGAUUUGUUGAUGGGAUUAUUAGAUGACAGUGUCUUCUGACCAAAAGCUAUCCCAUAGGCUCAACAGACCCGUGGGUACUUGGAGCAUGAUCUGUGGCGGGGUAUCAGCGGUGGGACUUGGAGCAUGGCCAAAGUGGAUCUUUGUGGAUUUUGAUGUAAUUUUGUAAUGACUCGAUCACCAAACUUUCUUGUAAGAAUUUCAUUAUUCUCUACGCCAAUUCAUACAUGGCGCCUUUUAUAUCCGCCGGCCUAGUUUUGAACAAUCCUCCGUCCCGGUUUGUGAAACCUUGCAUCUAUGCCCGUUUCAAGAUGCACUAACGUCUGAUAACCCUAGAUAUCAUUGUUCAUUGCAAGUUUCUUAAACAGCGCUUUCCGUUGCAAACGCCUGAUAAAAUGUAUAAUCAUUCUCACAAGCAAAGAACUGCAGAUGUUUUUGGUGUCAAAUCUUGUAAUUGCUUCAAAGAAAUCCACCGAGGUCAUGAAAAUAGAUUAGUGAGAUGUCCAUGCUAACGUAACGUGAAAUUACAAAUGAGAUAGAAAUAGGCCCUUGCUAGAGAGAAGUUUGCAGGUGUUGAGAAUAAAUGCGCCAUAGCAGGAAUUUGAGAAGGAUGAGAUAGCCUUCGUUUAAUCGAAAGGCAAGUCACAAUCAAUACAAGUAAGUUUAGAUUUUUUAACUUCGCGCCUUAUCAGCUUUCUUUUGCUAUGUACGAUGUUUUCCAGCACAUCUUUGCUACACAAGGAAUAUGUUUCACAUGCUAUCGCUAACUCACAAGCACUAAGGUACCUGCAUUUGUUGUUCCUUGCUAAUUUACUUGCUUAUCAUUUAAAUGAAGCUAGGCAGAUAUUUUGCGUUUCCUUCAACAGCUAUGCUACUCUUUGUUUGAUAAUACAUUCAGGUUACCAUUUAAUUUCUUUUGUGAAUACCAGCUGCAAGAUAACUCUUUCAACAGGCUUCAUCUAUUUCUUUCUAUUGAAUUGAUGUGUUCUAUGUCGUUAUAUUCCAGUAACGCUAAAUAGCUGGAAAAGGCCACUUUACAUUUUAACAGAUAAUUCAUCGGCUGUUAAAAAUCGAUAUCAGGCCCAUGCCAACUUGAUAUACUGAACAGAAAUUGUUCGAAAUGUGUGUGAAAUUAUAAAGAUAACAGACAAGAUAUCUAAUUGUGGAAGCUGACAUACCAGCAGGAUGAAUUUGUGCUGAAAUUCGAGAACGAUAAAUUGAAGAACGACUUCAGCAGAUCAACUCCAAACACUGAAAAGUUGUUUAUUGUAGGAGAUGAGCUAGUUAUUUUGUCAUCGAUAUAGCAAUUGACUCGACUGAAAGCUAACCUUAUACAGAGAGCUCCAAUGAAAAAACAACAAAUUUAGAUGCAACUAUCAUGUUUCCAGUAAUAACUCAAAGAAAGGAGGAAACUUUCAAAUGAAUAAAUUUAGUAUGUAUACAGUGCUUUUUCCAACUUGGACAGAUUCUCCGUAUGAAGAAAUGGAAUUAUACGUCACAGCCAUCCGACUGCAUACUUUGUGCUUUAUCAGUAGCUUACUUACUCAAAAGAAAACUUUUUAAGUUUAGCUAUGAAUUUUUGUAGUAUUUUUCAUAAUAGUGCGAAGCUUACUUAAUCACGUUGGCGUAAGAUACGCAUCGACUACCUUCUUGCAACUGAUAAAUUGAAUACAAAAUGCUAAAUCUUAACUAGAUUUCGUCAUCUACCGUUUUUCACCUUUAAAACCUUUGAAUAGAAAUUGCAUUCAGGGAAAUAUGCACAUCAAAUUUCUAUUGAAAGAAUUAAACAAAGAAAGGGACUAUUUUGAGUAUUGUUUCGACAAUAAACUCCAUGUAUAAAUGUUGCUUUCCUAAUAUCUCUUGCACUACGUAAGUAUAAAUAUACCAAUAUAUAGCAAGGACAGACAGAGCCAUAAGACUGAUAUUUUGCAGUUCUGACGUCACAGCUUCUCAUAGAAAAUUGUUUGGUGCAAAUGUUUCAGAUGAUCUUUGCGAUGGUUUUGGUUAUGGAACCUCCAUUUGACAAUAACUACGACUACCUUUUUACCGUAUGUGUUCUUGGAGAUGAGUUGGUGGGCAAAUCAUCGUUGAUUCGAAGAUAUGUCGAAGGAACAUUUUCGAGCGCUCCAACGCACCCAACAGUGGGAAUCGACUUCAAAUUGAAGUAUCUGAGAUUGAAUGAUCAGAAAAUCUUACUGCAGUUAUGGGACAGUUCUGGAAAAAUUAAAUAUCGUAAUUUGAUCCAGCAUAUCUUUGCAAAAGUUAUGGGGAUCAUUCUGAUGCUUGAUGUUACCAACACGAAAUCGUUAGCACAACUUGGAAGUUGGAUUGAUGCGAUAAGAACUUUCGGAUACCCACAAACACAGAUCAUCGUUCUCGGAAACAAAUGCGAUGUAAACUCUAGCAGGGCAAUAACAAGAGAAGAAAUGAUACAGUAUACGGAACAAUUGAGCAUUGUAUACAUGGAAUGUAGCUGCAAGGAGAAUUUACGAAUUGAUCAAGUAUUUGAAGUUAUGAUUAAUCUGAUUAUGAACAAAAUGAAAGAAAUUGUAAAUUUCGAGAAUCUGUAGAUUUUGCAUUAUAAUAUGUUUAUUCUGAGUUGUAGUUUAAAAAGAUGUAUAUUAACAAUGAUAAUUAUAUUAUUUAAAAAGAGAGUCAAUUUGCAGAGUUUGCCUAGCAUUAUCCCCCUGAUUGCAGUACGUUUUUAGCUACAUAUAUUCGCUGGAAUAUUUCAAACAGGAUGGAGGGGGUUGUAAAAGACAAAGAGAAAACUGGCAAGAUAUGUUCGUGGCCUUUUUUCUACAGUUGUGAAUUGAGAGUCAGUUUCUCGGUAAAUCGGCAAUCUGGCUUUAAAGCGGCAAUCUGGUAGAGUUGCCUAUAGAAGAAGCGAUUUCUCUUGUUCCAAGAGGGAUUUGAAAUAAACAUGCUUCUAUCGUGACGUCCACCGAUCUAAACCACAUUAACUAAAUUGGGGAAAAAUAAGCAUUCCAAACUAAGGAAGCCAACCUGAAAGUGGAAAAGAAGUUUAACUGAAUAUUGGGUGGGUUAAGGGCAGUCAACUCUUCCUACCCAUCUUCGAGAGCAACAAGCAAUUGAGAAUGAUAAGUGUAACGCGAAACACUGUAUAAAUUGUUAAUCAUAAUAUCAUAUAGUAAUUUUGUUUGAAAAUGAGUUUUGAUAAAAUCAUAUAGAGAAAGCUGCAGUAUCAGUUCUAAAAUUCCUAUAUCCUUAUCAAUUCACGGGUAAAAGAGGUUCAUGUCAUGAUUGAAUGCGAGGCUCAUUUAAAUCAUCAUGUCAUACGGA